UUACCUAUCCUCACCCCUCCCUUGUGUGCUCUCGCUUUUAUCAUGUGCAGCUAUGAGGAGUUUUGUUGCACACUGUCCUGAGCUCCUAACUGAAGAUGUGAUUAGAAAAUUAAUGACCCCUAUUGAAUGUGCCAUGACUAUGAUGUCACACAUUCCAUCUGUAAUCAAAGCCCACGGAGCACAUCUGAAAGCUAGUGCAGCAAUGGUCCGUUUAAGACUUUAUGAUAUAUUGGCUUUAUUACCUCCAAAAACUUAUGAAGGAUCUUUCAAUGCACUUCUUAGAGAACUGGUAGCAGAAUUUACUUUGACUGACAACUCAGCCAACACAACUACUUCCCUCCUCCGAUCUCUCUGUCACUAUGAUGAUAGUGUUCUUCUUGGUUCAUGGCUUCAAGAAACUGACCAUAAAUCAAUUGAAGACCAGCUCCAGCCAAACAGCGCCUCUGGUAGUGGGGCUCUGGAGCAUGACCCUUCCUCCAUUUAUUUACGAAUACCUGCUGGAGAAGCUGUGCCUGGUCCUCUCCCUCUUGGAGUUUCAGUCAUCGAUGCCUCAGUGGCUCUUUUUGGUGUAGUGUUUCCACACCGGUUAGUAAAAAUGAUGUGAUCUUUAUCCUUUUAUUGUAGAUUACAGAUGUUGGAUCACUUUGCUGAAUGUGUUAAACAAGCCAAAGGUGUCCGCCAGCAGGCUGUGCAGCUUAAUAUAUUUACUGCUGUUCUUAGUGCACUAAAGGGCUUAGCUGAAACAAAGUACUUAGGACCUGAAGAAGUUCGUAAAUCUGCUCUGACACUGGUUAUGGGUGCUCUGGACAACCCAAACCCCAAUAUUACGGUGUGCAGCAGGGAAGCUCUUGGAAGAAUGGCUCAGGUUGUGGGAGAAGCAACUUUUAUUGCUAGAAUGGCUCAAUAUAGCUUUGACAAGUUGAAAUCAGCUCGAGAUGUUGUUUCUAGGACUGGUCAUUCAUUGGCCCUUGGUUGUUUGCAUCGUUAUGUUGGUGGAAUAGGCUCAGGACAACACCUAAAGACCAGCGUUAGCAUUUUACUAGCUCUAGCACAAGAUGGGACAUCUUCUGAAGUUCAGACUUGGUCUCUUCAUUCACUUGCUUUGAUAGUGGAUUCUAGCGGCCCAAUGUAUCGUGGAUAUGUGGAGCCAACAUUAUCUCUAGUUCUUACCUUGCUGUUGACAGUUCCACCUUCACAUACAGAAGUUCAUCAAUGUUUGGGUAGAUGUUUGGGUGCUAUUAUAACAACUGUUGGUCCUGAACUGCAAGGAAAUGGAGCAACAAUUUCCACAAUUCGCUCCUCUUGCUUAGUGGGCUGUGCAAUCACUCAGGACCAUUCAGACUCUCUGGUUCAGGCAGCUGCCAUCUCCUGCCUUCAGCAGCUUCACAUGUUUGCACCACGUCAUGUCAACCUAUCUAGUCUUGUUCCCAGCCUUUGUGUUCACUUAUGUAGUUCCCAUUUGUUACUUCGACGAGCAGCUGUGGCAUGUCUCCGGCAACUUGCCCAAAGAGAAGCAGCCGAAGUGUGUGAAUACGCCAUGAGCCUAGCAAAAAAUGUGGGGGACAAAGAGACCAGUGGUGCCAAUGUCAAUCCUUUUGCACCUGGGGUUAGUUCUCGAAGUGAUAUGCAUUGCCGGCACCAAGGUGUUAAUAUAACAGAAACUGGUCUUGAGGGACUUCUGUUUGGAAUGCUAGAUCGGGAGACAGAUCGAAAAUUAUGUUCUGAUAUUCAUGAUACACUGGGACAUAUGCUUUCAUCGCUGGCAGUUGAUAAACUUUCCCAUUGGUUGAUGCUUUGUAAAGAUGUCCUGGCAGCUUCUAGUGAUAUGAGUACUGCAACUCUGUUAAGUAGUGGAAAAGAUGAAGAAUCUGAAAAGAAAGAUGAGAUGGAUGAUGAUACCAUGUUUACCACACUAGGUGAAGAAGACAAAUCAAAACCUUUUGUGGCACCUCGCUGGGCCACUCGGGUAUUUGCUGCUGAUUGCCUGUGUCGGAUCAUCAAUUUGUGUGAGAAUGCAGACCAGGCUCACUUUGAUCUUGCCCUGGCACGCUCUGCUAAACUACGGAACCCUAAAAAUGAUCUCUUAGUACUCCAUCUCUCUGACCUGAUUCGCAUGGCAUUCAUGGCUGCGACUGAUCAUAGCAACCAGCUGCGAAUGGCUGGACUGCAGGCCCUUGAAGACAUUAUCAAGAAAUUUGCAUCUGUGCCUGAGCCAGAAUUUCCAGGUCAUGUGAUUCUGGAGCAGUAUCAAGCUAAUGUGGGAGCUGCUCUUAGGCCAGCUUUUUCACAAGAUACACCAUCAGACAUAAUUGCAAAAGCUUGCCAGGUAUGUAGCACAUGGAUUGGAAGUGGAGUUGUCAGUGAUCUCAAUGAUUCUCGUCGGUACACAAAUCUGCUUGUUUCUUCUCUGGAUAAAGUUCAGGCCGGAAAAGGAUCUUCCAGCCAACUGUACCGAGAAAGUGCCACAACCAUGGAAAAGCUGGCUGUUCUUAAAGCAUGGGCAGAGGUAAACAUGGUCUAUUGUCGAACAGUUUCUCCUCCGAUGAGAAAGUUCUCCCUACUCCCAUUGGUAAAAACAUUUCUGUUUUUUGAAAGCCUACCUUUGUUAUAG
Messenger RNA from Castor canadensis (American beaver), 2611 nucleotides. The record is from RefSeq and is a predicted model, not a curated record. Lineage: Eukaryota; Metazoa; Chordata; Mammalia; Rodentia; Castoridae.